This is a messenger RNA of Tauraco erythrolophus (red-crested turaco), 1053 nucleotides long. NCBI's taxonomy places the organism in Eukaryota, Metazoa, Chordata, Aves, Musophagiformes, Musophagidae. The record is from RefSeq and is a predicted model, not a curated record.
AUGACAAAACAAAAGCUUCUGCUUGAUGGAACGCUCUCCUUGUUUCUGAUCGUGACCUGUGAAGCUCAGCAGCUCCCGAGGAGUCAUGUUGCUGCUAGUUCCGGUCCUCUGUGCGAGAAGGAGGCAGAGUCCUGGGGAAACCUUUUCAGCAGCGAGCGGCUGGAUGCCUGGAUUUGUUCCCUCAUCGGUUCGUUCAUGGUGGGGCUGAGUGGGGUCUUCCCCUUACUGGUGAUCCCAUUUGAGACGGGAGCUGCUCUGCGAUCAGAAGCUGGAUCCCACCGUUUGAAGCAGUUGUUGAGUUUUGCAAUUGGUGGGCUACUGGGGAAUGUGUUUCUGCACCUGCUUCCUGAAGCCUGGGCCUACACAUGCAGUGCAACGACAGGAGAAGGGCAGAGCUUUCAGCAGCAGAAGCUUCUGGGUCUCUGGGUGAUCAUUGGUUUCCUGACCUUCCUGGUGCUAGAGAAGAUCUUCCUAGAGAAAGAAGAGGAGUGCCCUGGUGUGGGCGGUGAUUCCAAAGCACCAGCUGGAAAGAUUCCCAAUGGAAGUGGCUACCCCAUGCCAAAGGUGGCAGGCCAAUCCCAAAGAGCAGGAACAGGUUCAACUCAGUGUAACGGCUCCUCUUGCCAGUCUUAUCCAACAGACAACAGGAUCAAGAUCAGUGGAUACCUCAAUCUGCUGGCCCACACCAUUGACGUUGGGUUCCUAACCACAAUGGCCAUUCUCUUGCACGAAAUCCCACAUGAGGUUGGAGACUUUGCAAUCCUGCUUCGGGCUGGCUUUGACCGCUGGAGUGCAGCCAAGAUGCAGCUUUCCACAGCUCUGGGGGGGAUUCUAGGAGCCUGCUUUGCAAUAUGUGCUCAGUCACCAAAAGGAGCAGGGGAAACGGUAGCCUGGAUCCUGCCUUUCACUUCUGGAGGAUUUCUGUAUAUUGCCUUGGUAAAUGUUGUGCCUGAUCUCCUGGAGGAAAAGAAUCCUUGGAACUCCUUGCAACAAAUUCUGCUCCUGUGCACGGGCAUUACAGUCAUGGUGCUACUCUCGCUCACAACCGAGUGA